AACUGUUUGUUCCUGCAUUACUAAUUAACAAUCCUCUUUGACAUUGUCUCUGGAAUUACAGCUACUCUUUCCCUGUCCACUGGUGCUGAUGCUUGGUUCUUAGGCUGUUUUAUUCAUGUACGACAUUCUUGAAGAGCAGAGGAGAGCUCCCUACGGAUUCUUGUGCACAGGAAAUAAUAUAAUCACAAUAAAUAAAUCUAGGAGUACUCACAAAUUGGCCUCUUGAGAGUUUUCCUGGUUCACCCCAAGCAGGCCUCCGAGCCUCUGUUUAUUCGACAACAGAUGAAAACAUUUGACACCAGCACAACAUGGAUUUCCGAAGGGACAUGUAGUCCAGUCAGUAUGUCACAGAAACAUGUUGCACGGGUAUUAACGUUACAUGUCUACAUGAUAAUAACUGUGAUAAACCUUUUACUAAUCUUCUGUAUAUUUCAUGGAUGUAAUUUAUGGCAAAUGUCACCAAAGUAGGUGAUGCCACAUGUAUGCGAAGAUGACUUAAAAAAAGAAGAAAAAAAAGAAUCCUAACCUUAGCACAGUCACAGUGGUUGGUGCCAUGGCUGUUAAAUGUCAGGAAUCCACACAGGGGUACUGGGGGGUGCGGGGGAGAUGGGGGGGACCCUGACCCAUUUUGCCCGCGAGGCCUAACGUUCCCCAGCAAACAGCUGUGUGGAAGGCACCUGUGAGCCCAAGUCGGGUGAAGUGUUCAGCCUCUAAACGACAGGAAGCUUGCUUCGGGUUGCUUGCUCUCCACUCCUGUGGUGAGAUGUGUGUGUGUGUGUAUGUGUGUGUGUGUGUGUGUGUAUGCACUGGGUUUGAACAGUCAAACCUUUAGGUGAAGAGCACAGGAUGCGAUCCUCUUGCUCAUGUUGAUGACUGGCGCCCAUGCGGCACAUUUCUAUAACACCCAAGUCAGUCGUUCUUCAGCCACAAUACGAAUAAAUUUAAUCCGGCCUGUUUGUAAAGGUCGAAAGGCUUCAUGAGUUCUUCUGUGAAUGAUAUGGACAUGGAGAUCCGUGCCGCGGCCUCUGAUCAGUAAACUCAAGGAACGUUAACUCUGAAAAGGUGUUGGGCAGACUUCACAGGAGACCAUGGGGUGCAACUGCAGCUCUGACUAUGAUGAGGACUGGGUGGAGAACCUAGAUGAGAAGUGUGAUCAGUGCAACUGCCCUAUCGCCCCAGAUGCAAACAUGUAUGAAGGCCAAAGUGGCUUCCCCACCCAGUACACACCACCAACCUCUCCCCUACCAGACAAUCUGGUUGUUGCGCUGUACAACUAUGAGCCCAACCACAGUGACGACCUGGGUUUUGAGAAGGGAGACAAGCUGAAGCUUAUUCACAGAGAUGACCCAGAAUGGUUCAUGGCAGAGUCCUUGAUCACAGGACAGAGGGGCUACGUCCCACACAACUUUGUGGCCAAGCUCAACACGGUGGAGACGGAGACGUGGUUCUUCAAGAACCUGUCUCGAAAUGAUGCAAACAGACAACUCCUGGCACCAGGGAACACACAGGGCUCGUUCCUUAUUCGAGAGAGUGAGACAACCCCAGGCAGUUUCUCUCUGUCUGUGAGGGACAUGGAUCAGAACUCAGGAGACGUCGUCAAGCACUACAGGAUCCGUAACAUCGACGACGGCGGGUACUACAUCACCACGAGGAUCUCUUUCACGUCUCUGUCGGAACUGGUGAAACAUUAUUCACGAGAUCCAGACGGCCUGUGCACCCGCCUGGUGAAGCCCUGUCAGACGCGCGUGCCACAGAAGCCCUGGUGGCAGGAUGAAUGGGAGGUCCCGCGAGAGUCCCUCAAGCUGGAGCGCCGCCUGGGGGCUGGUCAGUUCGGGGAAGUGUGGAUGGGUGUUUACAACAACCACAGAAAUGUGGCCAUCAAGUGCCUGAAGGCCGGGACCAUGUCCAUCAGCGCCUUCUUGGGGGAGGCCAACCUCAUGAAGUCUCUGCAGCACACGUACCUGGUGCGCCUCUUCGCUGUUGUUACAGCGGAACCCAUUUACAUCAUUACAGAGUACAUGGAGAACGGCAGUUUGGUGGAAUUUCUAAAGACUCCAGAAGGCACGCAGCUUACCAUGAACACACUCAUAGACAUGGGCGCCCAGAUCGCAGAGGGGAUGGCUUACAUCGAAGGAAAGAAUUACAUUCACCGAGAUCUGCGAGCAGCAAACAUCCUUGUGUCAACAGAGCUCAUCUGCAAGAUUGCUGACUUUGGGCUGGCACGACUCAUAGAGGACAAUGAGUACACCGCGAGAGAGGGUGCUAAAUUCCCCAUCAAAUGGACUGCCCCAGAGGCUAUAAACUAUGGGACCUUCUCCAUCAAGUCAGACGUCUGGUCUUUUGGGGUCCUGCUGACUGAAAUAGUUACCUAUGGACGAAUCCCUUACCCCGGAAUGACUAACCCAGAAGUGAUCCAGAACUUAGAGCUUCAGUACCGCAUGCCCCGGCCAGACAACUGUCCCGAGGGGCUCUACGACGUCAUGCUGCUGUGCUGGAAGGAGAACCCAGAGGAGAGGCCCACCUUUGAGUACCUGAAGUGCAUGCUGGGGGACUUCUCCACGGCCACCGAGAGGCAGUACCAGGAGCAGGUGUAAUGACGUGGAUUUUUGAAACAGCUCAGGGUACAGAUUUGUUUUCAUGCUUAAGGAUAACUAUACUCAGCGUCCUGGAUGGAAAGCUAGGACUGCUCGUCACAAAAUGGCAAAGAUAAUAACUGCCUUCUGCUUUUCGUGUUGCAGUUUGUGAUGCAAGGCUCAUCAUUUCUGGUUAUUCACGUAAAAACAAUAGACUUUAACUUAGACUGACACCCUUUUUUCUUGUAUCGAUGAUGCUAUUGGUUGGAUCCAGAAGAACUAUUCACUUGAUGUAUUAUAAAGCAGUAAUGCCUCUGUUACUUAGUACAUAAGCAUCUUUUUUUCUUUCCGCACCCACCAAACCAACCAAGCACCCAAUUGAAUUAAUCUUGGAAAGAGAAAUGUAAUGAUGAGGUUGGCUAAUGAAUGUGCUUUCAGAGCCUUUUUGCUUCUGUCACAUGCAGUGAAGUAAGGUGCAUUAUUCGUUUGUGUGUGUGUGUGUGUGUGUGUGUGUGUGUGUGUGAGAGUGUGUGUGUGAGAGAGAGAGAGAGAGAGAGAGAGAGAGAUGUGAAAGGCCAAAUGUUUUUUCCUACUGCUGUUAAUGAACUAUUCAUACUGUAUUCUCGUGUUAUGACAUUCCUUGUUAUGUUGAAACUUAAUAAAUCCUUAUUUACGAA
Messenger RNA from Clupea harengus (Atlantic herring), 3250 nucleotides. RefSeq names its product LCK proto-oncogene, Src family tyrosine kinase (gene lck). Gene Ontology annotation, molecular function: ATP binding; protein tyrosine kinase activity; protein binding. The record is from RefSeq and is a predicted model, not a curated record. Lineage: Eukaryota; Metazoa; Chordata; Actinopteri; Clupeiformes; Clupeidae. Gene Ontology annotation, biological process: protein phosphorylation.